ACAACACUGACCUGGAUGCAGCUUUGAUGGUUCAAAGCCUGAACUGGAAGAUGAUGUAGUAGCAUUUCCAGAUCAAAGUGUUGAGGGAACUGAAAGUGUUAACACAAGAAAAGACAUGGAAGAAGGUGAACAUGUAGAUCCUGUGGUAAAGGUUAGUAAGACAAGGAAUGAAGAGCAAAUUUUGAAGUCAAAACUUCCUAAAGCACAGAAGUCCCGGAAAAGUUCAAGCAGGAAUGGUUUGAGAGGCAAGGAUGCUGCUGUAAAUGUAGUUAAUAUGAAUCUACCAGAUAAAUUGCAAGAAGAUAUUGGUGAUUCAGGAGAAUCAAAAGAACAAGAACAAAGUAGUCUGGUUCCUAAAGCUAAGGAAGAAAAGCUUUCAGAAGAAAGUGCAGUGAAGGAGAGUUUCAACGGUGUUAGAAAUGUUGAAGAGGCAUGGAAGUGUGAGCCAGAUUCGAAGCAUCCUAUCAAGUGGAGUGACUUAAAUAAAGAUGGGGACAAUACUAAGGAGAGUGUUAGAUCAGAAGUGACAAAUAAGCAUUCUGUUGAAGGAGGAAUGAAGAAUGUGGCAAUGGAACCUGAAAGAGAUCUUUGUAAGAAACCAAAGACUGGAAAAUCAAGAUUUUCUGCUCUAGACCAACCUGGAUCCAACAAAACUAUUGGUAAGGCUUCUCCUCAUGAUGGACAUGAAGACAGAAAGAGGAAACACAAGGAAAAUAAAGAAAGUGGAGAUUGUAUGAGAGAAGCCGCAGUAAUGGAGCCAAGUGGAGAGAAAGUUAGAAAGCAAAAGAAGCUUAAGAAGGGUUCAAGUUGUGAUGGAAAGGAGUUGCCUGAAAGCUGUGAUAGGGACAGAGUGGUUUCUCAGGAAAAUGGUAGAGAUAGUGCUUCUCAUCAACCUUUGGUCCAUGAAGCCAGAGGUUCACUAGUUGACUCACUAGCUCCUUCAGCCUUAGACCCACCUGAGCUUAAAUCAGAAAGAAUCUCAGAGCGGGAUAAACACCAUGAUACUGACUCUAGUGCUGGUGAUACGCGAAAAAGAUGCCGAGAAGGUGAAGGUUAUAUCACUAUGGAUAAACCAAGGACAACAAAGAAGGCUGCAGAAAGUUUGAGAGACAACAAAGAAGGUUAUUGCACAGAGAGUGAACCUCAACAAGAAAAGGCAAAAGAAAGCAGAAACAAGAAAAGACCUGCUAGAAAAGUGUCUAUGGAGAGUAACAAAGAGGACUCAUCAAAGGAACAUCAAGAUCCUAUUAAUAAGCUAGAAAAUACAAAUAGUACGAAGACAAAGGUUAUGCGACAUGAUGAUCAUGUUGGCUCAAGCCCUUUGAAAAAGGAAAUUACGAGUCAGGCUGCAUCCAACUCAAUCAAAGAGGCUACAGACUUGAAACACAUAGCUGAUCGUCUUAAGAAUGCUGGGAAUAAUCACGAGAGCAUUGGUUUUUACUUUCAGGCGGCGCUUAAGUUUCUUCAUGGUGCGUCCCUUUUGGAGUCCUCUGGCACUGAGAAUGCUACACAUAAGAGCAUUGUCACAUCCAAGCAUAUCUAUGGCAGCACAGCAAAACUUUGCAAGUUCUGUGCACAUGAAUAUGAGAAAGAUAAAGAUAUGGGGGCUGCUGCUUUGGCUUAUAAAUGUAUGGAAGUAGCUUAUCUAAGGAUAACUUAUUCCUCCCAUGGGAACAUAAACAGAUAUAAAUCUGAGUUGGAAGCAUCUCUGCAAGUGAUUCCUUCAGGUGAAUCUCCUUCCUUUGCUUCUGAUGGUGAAAACCCAAACAAGACAUUGGCAGCAGAGAAGGUUGCCUUGUCCACCCCUGUGAGGUCAUCCCCUAAAGUAACUGGAAACCAUGUUCUCUCUUCAGGAAACCAUUCCUCUCUUUCACAACUUUUGACUUUUUCGCAAAACGUAAGCCUUGCAAUGGAUGCAUCAAGAAAAGCACAGACCGCCUUUGCAGUUGCAAAGGGAAAAUCAUCUGACACCAGAUACAGUAGCAAUGGCAUAACAUGCAUCAAAAGGGCUCUUGAUUUCAGUUUCCAGGACAUGGAGAAGCUGGUGCAUGCGGUGAGGCUUGCAAUGGAAUCCAUAAACCGAUGAUUGUGAAUUAUGAUCUCACCUUUGUACAAGUAUCAUAGGGCCAUACUCAGAGCGGAGAAGAGAAAGGAAAGCUACCUUUGAGUUUUGCUUGGGGAAUUGUAGACUAUAUAAACUUAUUUUACUGCGCAAGUGUAUAGUGUUAGGACCUUAUUUGUGAGAGACUCGACAAAGAUUUGAAGUUAUCAUCAUGUGUUGUUCAUAUAUAUAUCCCUUGUAGUAUCAGAGAACUUUAGGAAGAGUUUAACAAGAACUG
Brassica napus (rape) is the source of this 2339-nucleotide messenger RNA. RefSeq names its product cysteine-tryptophan domain-containing zinc finger protein 7. NCBI's taxonomy places the organism in Eukaryota, Viridiplantae, Streptophyta, Magnoliopsida, Brassicales, Brassicaceae. The coding region runs from base 116 to 2086 and encodes 656 amino acids. The record is from RefSeq and is a predicted model, not a curated record. The transcript is spliced from 6 exons.